ACGCGCUCUUCAGCAGCUCGAGCGCCGCUGUGUUUAGAGGGAAAACACCGCAGGCCUGGACAAACUCCAGAAAUUAAAGAAAAAGGGAAGGAAAAAAAGAGAGAGAGAAUCAGAAAUUGAUUGCAGUCGCUGUUUGGGUGCUGAUGGAAGCAGGGAUGGCAGAGAGAGCGGGUUUUUGGCGCCUGGUUAGUGCUCUGAUCCGGCACACAAAGUGGACUUGUGCGGGGCUUUAAAGUUUUGUGGAUGUUGAGUAUGCAAAAGGACUACCCACCAUCUCAAGAGAAGUCAUAUGACAGAGUUGGAUCUCUGGUAUUCUGAAUUCAAUUGACUAUCUUACAUAUGUAUACAUAUGUUUUAUACCUAAUCAUAAAACUCAUCAUAACCAUGCUGUACAAAAAAUGGCUUCUCCUAGAUGUCCAAGCACAAACAUCCUAAAAACUGCUCGUACAUAUGAAACAAUGUUCCAUGGAAAGGAGCAGCUAAACAGCCACCUACAGACCCAUGACUCCAACAAGCAAGAACUGCGGUGUGAAGAGUGUGGCAAACACUACAACACUCGGCUGGGUCUGAGACGCCACGUGGCUACCCACGCCACCUCUGUGACCGGAGAUCUUACCUGCAAGGUUUGCCGUCAGGUUUUUGAAAGCAUGCCGACUCUUCUCGAGCACCUGAGCACCCAUACCGGCCGACCUCCACCAGGCGGAGCUGUGCGGGAGCGAAAGCACCAGUGUGAACGCUGCGGCCGGCGCUUCUUCACCCGAAAGGAUGUGAGGCGUCACGCCGUGGUGCACACAGGCAGAAGGGACUUUCUGUGCCCUCGCUGUGCUCAACGCUUCGGCCGACGUGACCACCUUACCCGCCACCUGAAGAAGAGUCAUGCCCAGGAGCUGGACGUCCUCACGUCUGCACCCCCCAGUGUGGUGAAGGAAGAACCAAGUCUGACCAUGUGCACCUCGGGAUCCCCUAAGGAUGCCUCGGAAGCCUUUUCGAUGGCUAUGUUCAAUCCUCAAGGUCUGCAGAGUGCCUCUACCUCUGGGGUCAGUCACCAUCAUUCUGUGGUGCCUGGGUCCCUGUCCAGCCCCAUGGGUGUAGGCUGCUAUUUUGAGCCAAGCAAGCACCAGCCCCAACAGUACCACGAGGCUCAGCGAUACCAGCCUGCCUCCGCUACCUCAUUUCUGAAAGCUGAGAUGGAGAACUUCCUGAAUGAGCUCCAGUGUGGCCCGAUGCCACCUCAGGCUACAGUCGCAACCUCUGCGUCCAGACCGAGCGACCUUCUUCCUGAUAGCCUGGGAGGUCAGAGUGCCCACUUCACCCUCAGGAACUCCUUUGCCACCGCCGAGCCUUCACCCACCGCUGCUAACGUGGACCUCUCGCCACUGCUGGGCUUCCUGCCGUUUGGCCUGCCACCGUACAGUGCCCCUUUGAGUUCAGGAGGCCUUGUGAUGGGAUACUCUACCACUACCACAGAUUGCUCGCCGACUUCUACCUCUCAGCUCUCUGGGCCACUCACCUCGUUUCAGCCGCAGCCGCUGCAUGAGCCUCAGGCCUUGGGACAUUUAAAUCAGCCUCCUGGUUUCUCUCCUACUCUACCUCGAUUCCAUCAGGCCUUCCAACAGUGAUGUUCCUUUUUAAACUGAGUGACAGGUAUUCUUGCCAAAUGGCAUACACAUAAAGCGAAGCACUCAGUGGACUUGUUCAAUUGAAGGCUCUUACUUUACAGUUACUGCUCGAUAAAUUCUGUAGAAUAAGAUGAUUUGUGAGAAUUUUGGCUUGAAUAGAGAUUGUUUUAGAAUAGAUUUGACUUAAGUUUUUUUUUUUCUUAGUAGGUCUUCCCUUUAUUUGAUUGUAGUGAUUUAUGGUGUUAUUUAGAUUCAUUUAGUAUUGAGAAGUCCGCAUUGAACUAAACUGAGGAAAUACGAUGCUGUGCAAAAGUCCAGAAAAAGACCACCAUUUAUUCAGAUUCCGGUCAAAAUGGCAAUUUAAUGAAACAAAAGCCGUGAAAAAGUAUGUGAAUUUAUGUGUGCAUGGAUGUAUUCCCGCUUAACACCCAGUGUUCCCGGGAUAGGCUCCACUGCAAUCCACACCCGGAUAAAGCAGAAGAUAAAGAAAUGACUGAAACACAAGCCAACACAACUAAGCUCUCUAAAAUGUAUCUAUAAUCUAUAAUUCGUAUGCCUUCUUAAGUUAUCCCUCUGGGAGAAACUCUAAAAAACAGUUUCAAAAAGGUUUCAGGUAAAAAAAAAAAAAUUAAGGACCCAUAAUGUUUGUGAAGAACCCUUGAAAAAUGUUUACUUUGUAAGCUCUUUACUUUGCUGAGUUUUCCAUAUUUCCAACAAGAUGUAACUGCGAUCUCUCAACAAAAGGUGUUCCUAAAAGUGUCACUGCCAUUACAUUAAGACUUACCCUUCAAAAGUGAUACUUGGGCUCAAUCAAGCAUCUCAGUUGUGUGCGUCUAAAAUGGCUAUAGGAGAUAUUUUUGAGAAGGAUACUUACCUUGUAUAUGGAAGUGGAAAGUCAGAGGAAAUUAUGUGGUGAAACACAGGGAAUUUCCAAAGCUGGAUGUUUAGAGAAAUGGAACCUUAUCAGUGGUAACUAACCAGAACUCUAGAUGUAGAGAUCACGCUGAGAUGGACGGUACUUAGAGAUGGCCCAAAAAAAAAAAAAAUCAAGCUCCACUCUUGUUUCAAAUAUGAAUAAAUCCACAGGUUUUGUCAAUUAACUCA
This is a messenger RNA of Pangasianodon hypophthalmus (striped catfish), 2723 nucleotides long. RefSeq names its product pleiomorphic adenoma gene X (gene plagx). The record is from RefSeq and is a predicted model, not a curated record. Lineage: Eukaryota; Metazoa; Chordata; Actinopteri; Siluriformes; Pangasiidae. Bases 399 to 1619 code for a protein of 406 amino acids. The transcript is spliced from 2 exons.